Molecule: messenger RNA, 1260 nt
Organism: Miscanthus lutarioriparius
Lineage: Eukaryota; Viridiplantae; Streptophyta; Magnoliopsida; Poales; Poaceae
Source: the annotation of a GenBank genome assembly
AUGCAAGAUGAAAAUAGUGUUCAAGUCCCAACACCUAAGACUCAGAUCACAAGCCUAAAAUUUGAGAGGUACCGCCUCACCUUGGUUACUGCUAUCCUCAGCACCCCUCGCCCCCCCCACACACACACCACCCACCCUCCACUACAUGUCAGCUCUGAAAGUCUGAAUAUCCCCAAAACAGCUAUCAAAGCUAUAGAUCGACGUCGACGUGCUUUCUUUUGGACAGGGGAUGAGGUCUGCCAUGGUUCUAGGUGUUUAGUGGCCUGGGAAAAUGUUUCUAUCAGUAAGAAUGAUGGGGGCCUUGGAGUUAAAAAUUUGGAGCUUCAAAAUAGAUGCAUACUCAUGAAAUUCAUUAAUAAGCUUUUCUCCAAUGAACCUGCCCCGUGGAAGCAAUGGAUUCUCCGAGAUGCUGCAUCUUUUGACACCCCCUCUAACAGUUCGACUUCAUAUCUUUGGCGGAUCGUUAAUGAUGAACUUACUACCUAUCGUUCAAUUACUUAUGUGAAAGUUCGUGAUGGUGCUUCUACCUCUUUUUGGUUUGAUCAUUGGCUCCCUGCCGGCCCUCUUUAUGUUUCCCACUCUGCUCUUUUCUCUCACACUACUAGGCCUAACGUAUCGGUUCAGGAUGUUUUCCAAGCUAGGUUUGAUUUGCGCCUCCGGUCCAGACUGACAAAUGCUGCUGCAACCCAGCUAGCAGACCUCCUUUUAUGCUUGCAGGAAACCAAUCUCGGCGACGGAGCUGAUGAGCGGCGUCUGAAACAUACUGGCAAAGUGUUCACCGCCAGAGAUGCUUACGCAACACCUGAUCGCCGUUCAGAUACACCAGACGUGCAUGGGCGUCAUAUCUGGGGUACACGACUUCCAAACAAAGUCAAGAUUUUUGCCUGGCUCUACUUCAAGGACAGAUUAAGCACGAGGGGCAAUCUCUUCGCAAAACAUGUGUUGGAUGACGAUGCUUGCCAACGGUGCUCUGGUUGUGUUGAAGAUCGCCAGCAUGUUUUCUUUGAUUGCACUUCCAGUGCCGAGCUAUGGCAAAUGCUCCAGAUGAGCAGUGUUGCUGAACUGGCAGAUGCAAAUGUAUGGACUGGAUGUCCUCUCCCCCACUUGGAUGCAAAACUCUGUCCAUUUGUGUUUCUUAGUCUUACUAUCCUUUCGCGGAUAUGGGAUGCUAGGAAUGCUGAGGUCUUCGGAAGCGAGCCUUCAUCAAGCCGCCGUAUUAUUACUAGAGUUUGUGAUGAUCCAGUUAUUUGGCAAAAAUGA